Mollisia scopiformis is the source of this 448-nucleotide messenger RNA. Its product is annotated as putative acyl-CoA-binding protein like protein. Gene Ontology annotation, biological process: fatty acid metabolic process. NCBI's taxonomy places the organism in Eukaryota, Fungi, Ascomycota, Leotiomycetes, Helotiales, Mollisiaceae. The record is from RefSeq and is a predicted model, not a curated record. The coding region runs from base 46 to 348 and encodes 100 amino acids. Gene Ontology annotation, molecular function: long-chain fatty acyl-CoA binding. The transcript has 3 exons.
AGAACCUCUCAACACACCUCAACAAAUCCCCGACUCUCAAUCAAGAUGUCCGAUUUCGAUACCGCAGUCGCGGACUCAAAGAAGUUGACCUCCAAGCCCGACAAUGAUGAUUUGCUGGCGCUCUAUGGACUCUACAAGGUAGCUCUAGGCGAGGACAUCUCCAAGGCCGAGAACCCGGGAACUUUCGACUUCAAGGGCAAAGCCAAGAAGAAGUCCUGGCAAUCAUACGUUGAUAAGGGACUCACCUCCGACGAAGCCAAGGCCCAAUACGUCGAGCUGGUCGAGAAGUUGAAGGAGAAGCACGGAUAUGAUGCGAACAAGGUCCCCGAGGCCGUUGGUGCCAAAUAAAUGCUCUCAUAGCACGAGGAAUGGAUGAUGAUGACGGUUGAGGAGCACAUAUGAUGAUUGGCAGAUGGAACAUAGCACAUGUUGGUAAAUUGGGAUGGGA